This is a messenger RNA of Pistacia vera, 2888 nucleotides long. RefSeq names its product putative bifunctional dihydrofolate reductase-thymidylate synthase. Gene Ontology annotation, molecular function: dihydrofolate reductase activity; thymidylate synthase activity. The transcript has 12 exons. Gene Ontology annotation, biological process: dTMP biosynthetic process; one-carbon metabolic process; tetrahydrofolate biosynthetic process. NCBI's taxonomy places the organism in Eukaryota, Viridiplantae, Streptophyta, Magnoliopsida, Sapindales, Anacardiaceae. The coding region runs from base 98 to 1807 and encodes 569 amino acids. Gene Ontology annotation, cellular component: mitochondrion; cytosol. The record is from RefSeq and is a predicted model, not a curated record.
AAUUCAUUUUCUCUGAGCUUUUCCAUUAGAAUUAUAGUGCUUUAAAUUAUAUGUUUUAGCGUAAUCGUGGAUCUGGCUAGGUUCCAGCGAUAUACAGAUGGUGAUCCAAUACUGUGCUCAGAGUAACCGACUCUUUUCAAAGGUUCUACUUAGUUCUUUUAAUUGUAGCAUCUACAAUCUUGCAACUGUGUCUCCAUUGCCCAGCCUAAAGUUUUAUUCUAAGGCCGAUAACAAUCUUACGAGACCAUCUAAUGACAAUACAACCAUGCAUCCACCAAUACCACCAUUACCGAGGACUUACCAAGUUGUAGUGGCUGCAACACGUGAUAUGGGCAUUGGAAAGGAUGGGGAGUUACCCUGGAGGUUGCCUUCUGACCUCAAAUUCUUCAAGGAGCUUACGGUGACUACAUCAGAUCAUGGGAAGAAAAAUGCUAUAGUUAUGGGUAGGAAGACAUGGGAAAGCAUUCCCCUUCAGUAUCGACCUCUAUCUGGUCGAUUGAAUGUUGUGCUGACUCGUUCUGGGAGAUUCGAUACUGCAUCUGCUGAAGAUGUUGUAAUAUGUAAAAGCAUUACUUCGGCUUUGGAAUUGUUGGCGGAAGUUCCUUAUUAUUUGUCAAUAGAGAAGGUGUUUGUUAUAGGUGGUGGUCAGAUAUUAAGGGAAGGUCUAAAUGCACCGGGGUGUGAUGCCAUCCACAUUACUGAGAUUGAGAAUAGCAUUGAAUGUGAUACCUUCAUUCCUGCAAUUGAUCUAUCUUUGUUUCAGCCAUGGUAUUCAUCUCAACCAUUUGUGGAAAACAGCAUUCGGUUUUCUUUUGUUACUUAUGUUCGUGUGAGAAAUCUUGCUAAUGGAGAUCUAAUUGCAAGAAACAAAAUGGAAUGGAGUAGUUCAGAUUUCAAUAAAUUUUGGGUGAAAAAGUUUACAUUCCUGCCAAAACUUAUUUUUAAGAGACAUGAAGAGUAUAUGUAUUUGAGACUAGUUCAAGAAAUUAUCUCAAGUGGCAACCAGAAGCGUGACAGUACAGAGACUGAUACUCUAUCAAUAUUUGGUUGCCAGAUGAAGUUCAAUCUGCGAAGAACUUUUCCACUCCUUACAGCUAAGAAUGUACUUUGGGAAGGAGUUAUUGAAAAACUUUUGUGGUUUGUUAGUGGUGCAACAAAUUCGAAGGUUCUACGAGAGAAAGGCAUUGAUAUAUGGACUGGAAAUGAAUCGAGGGACUACCUAGAGAGCUUAUCUUUAUCAGAAAGAGAAGAUGGUGACCUGGGACCUAUAGAUGGACUCCAGGAAAGACACUUCGGUGCCAGAGAUACCAACACACAUGCUGACUACGCAGGCCAAGGAUAUGAUCAGUUGUUGGAUGUUAUUGAUAAAAUCAAGAAUAGACCAGAUGACAAAAGAAUCAUCCUUGCAGCAUGGAAUCCAUCAGAUCUCAAACUGAUGAACCAUCUACCUUGUCACAUAUUUGCACAGUUCUCUAUAACCAAUGGAGAGCUGUCCUGUCAAAUGUAUCAGUGUUCUGGUGAUAUGGCUAUCGGGGUUCCAUUUAAUAUUGCAUCUUAUGCAUUAUUAACAUCCAUGAUUGCUCAUGUUUGCGAUCUUGUUCCUGGUGGUUUUAUUCAUGUUAUUGGAGAUGCUUAUGCUUACAAAACCCAUAUCAGGGUGCUGCAGGAACAACUUCAGCAGCGUCCUAAACCCUUCCCUAUUUUGAGGAUCAAUCCAGAGAACAAGGACAUUGUUUCAUUUGUGGCAUCUGACUUUGAACUAAUUGGUUAUAAUCCUCACAAGAUGGAGAUGAAAAUGGCUGUCUAGAGUUUGUAAAAGAUGGGGUAUUAGUAUAUUUCAUGUGUAUAUUUUUUUUCCUUUUUUCUGGCUGCUCUUUUAUCCUAUUCCUUGUUUAUUUGAUUUCACGUGUUACAUAACACGAGCCUGAACGCCAUUAUUAGUCCCACUGCUGCAUUACCUUUGUAGAUGAUUUUGAUCAGGACUUUAUGUAGAUGCUGUCAUUCAAAACAGUCUCAAGUAAUUUUGACCAAUGCACUCAAAUUCCGAGUUUAGUAUCUUUCACAAUCUCUCCAGGGGUUUGGUUGCGUGAUUCAGAUAAUUGUGGCACCCAAGUAGAGAUUGGCAGCAUCAAAAAUACUAUUGGAGUUGUGCCCAUCAAACUCUUCAACGAGAAUGGUGACUUGAUUGGAUAAACAAGUGCAUAAAUUUUGAAGGUGCGAACGGAAGUAAUCAGUGACAGUCUGACAGAGUUGGGGAUUGGAGCGUCUGAAACAGUUUUACAAACAGCAGUAGCAGUGGCUCCGGCCAUUUUUAGAAUAUUUUCACAAUGUUCUAGUGCUCAUAGAGGUUUGGUAUAAGUAAUAUACUAAAAUUCUACUAAACUCGUUAGACAAACAUCAUAAACGAAAUUGUUAUAUUUGUGUUAAAAAAAAUUUUCUAUCAAAUAGAAAUAGCAAGACUACACUCACCCAUUUUGUAGAUAGAUUUCUCAUCCCGAUUGAUGUGGAGUGCAACGUGGUCAGCAUGGGGACUCUUCACAUUGCACUUCAUGUCACUCGGGAUGGGAAAUCGAUCUGUAAGAUCGAUAAGUGAAGUAUUUUCCAAACCUGGACAGCUUGAUAUGCGCUGUGGGUGGGGGAUAAAUUUCUGUGUUGGUUUAUAUUUAGAUUUUAAAAAGUUAUGUGUUAUAAAAUAUGGAUUUCACAUUUGAAGAACAAGUUAGUCCAGCGAGUCGCAAGGCAACUUGCUUUGCUUUCGAGGUGUUACCAUUCCAUUAGCCCAAUGUUUAGGCACUUCUUAUUGGGCCUCUGAAAGGCAAUGGAGUCUAUAUAAUGCCCACUUCCUUUGUAAAUUUGAGUUACACUUUGCGGUUAACAAAAUCAGCAAA